AUUGUCGGCGUAGACAACGCGUAAAACCAUCAGGUGGUGUCCCGCUGACGCACUCAGGGAACGUUCGAUUGUGUCAUCGGUCGCGACUGAAUUGCUCAACCGACAAUGAGUGGAGAAGAACCCACCGCGACGACGACGAACGGAGUCGCACCAGAGCCGUCACCACCAGCUGAGGAAGCUCCCUUAUCAGUCGAACCUCAGAAACCCGAAGUGGUCGAGAGCGAAACGAAGAGCCCGAACCACAAAGAACUCGUGCGGAAGGAAGUUCUCGAUGUCUUGAAUCAUUUGAAUAUCAUAAAAGACAAUGACUUUGUAGCUAAAGCCGACGGAACAUGGGUCGAAGCAAAAUGUCCCGCUCGUAUAGAUUUGUACGGUGGGUGGACGGAUACUCCACCGAUCUGCUACGAAAUGGGGGGCUCCGUGGUGAACAUGGGAAUCCUGGUAGAUGGAGUGAAACCGAUCUCGGCGAAAGCUCGUUUCAAUAAGAAUCACUCGAUGUUGAAGCUCUUGAUGAUCGAGAAAAACGGACCUGAGCGACUUAUAGAAGUGGAAACCAUGGAGGACCUUCUGGACUUCUGCGAUCCUUCGACUGAAGGAGCCUUGUUGAAAGCUUGUGUGGUUGCCUGUAAUAUCUUUGACAAGAGCAAGCCCUUGAAAGACCAGCUGCUCGAAGAUUACAAAGCCGGCUUAGAUAUCGUCUCUGUGACUCAUCUCCCUCACGGGAGCGGACUAGGUACGAGCAGCAUCUUGGCAAGCGCGUUGUGCGCCGUAAUUUGGGGCGCAACGGGUAAUCUCUUCGACCGGAAAUCACUUCUGUUAGUUGUUCUUGCCGUGGAACAGCUGCUGACAACGGGAGGAGGAUGGCAGGAUCAAGUCGGCGGGGUUCUGGGGGGCAUCAAUCGAGGAUUCUCGAAGCCAGGACCUCUGCUGCAGGUCAAAUUCGAACCCCUUCCUGUGGAGGACGGGUUCGUUGAGCUCCUGGAGCAACACAUGGUACUCCUCUACACAGGGAAAAUUCGGUUGGCGAAGAACAUACUGGAUGUCGUCGUCAAUCGAUGGUUCGAGCAUUGUCCUGCCAUGAUGGACUGCUUCCGGAAAUUGCAUACUGGGAGCAUGCAGAUGCAGGGUGCUAUCAAGACCAGAGAUUUGAGCAGGAUCGCCGCUCUCUUCACUGAGUACUGGGAGUUGAAGAAGAAGCUCGCUGAGAAUAGCGAGCCCACGGAAGUGACACAGUUGAUCAGAGUCGUGGAACCAUUUUGCGUCGGUUACUCCCUCCUGGGAGCCGGUGGCGGCGGGUUCCUGUGUGCCAUCACUGCUAUGCCCGACAUGCACGAUGAAAUUCGAACUGAACUGAAGCGUAACUCGGACUUCGAAAAAGUCACUGUACAUCGGAUCAGUUUAGAUACGCAUGGACUCCAAUUGUACAGAGGGAAUACCAUCAUUCACAUCUGAUCUGAGCGACUAUCUGGAGAUUCUUUCCUCAGUUUUCCCGCAUGAUGCAGAUUCAGGGAAAAAUGCUUCGGGUACUCCCUAUAUUAAUCAUGCUUCAGGGAAACGAGCUUCAAUCAUUUUUCACCGAACUCAUGUUUCAUAAUCGUAUUCUCCCAAAGUUUUGUACAUACUUUAAGUGACAUGGAUCCCUACAGCAGCAGAAAUGGCGGAGUAGGGGCUCUCGACACUCAAAUAAAAGAAAGCAUUCCGAA
Messenger RNA from Galendromus occidentalis (western predatory mite), 1703 nucleotides. RefSeq names its product L-fucose kinase. Gene Ontology annotation, molecular function: ATP binding; fucokinase activity. Lineage: Eukaryota; Metazoa; Arthropoda; Arachnida; Mesostigmata; Phytoseiidae. The coding region runs from base 106 to 1452 and encodes 448 amino acids. The record is from RefSeq and is a predicted model, not a curated record. The transcript is spliced from 4 exons. Gene Ontology annotation, biological process: GDP-L-fucose salvage.